AGACAAGACUAUAGGAAUCACCAAUCAUAUACCAAAAUCUAAGUACAUCUCUUAUUUCUCUCUAAUCAAUAUGGCUCAGGAAGAUGUGAAGCUCUUGGGGGUUGUGGGAAGCCCGUUUGUUUGCAGGGUUCAGAUUGCUCUAAAAUUGAAGGGAGUUGAAUACAAAUUUGUAACACAAGAUUUGCAGAACAAGAGUGAAGAACUCCUAAAAUACAACCCAAUUCACAAGAAGGUGCCAGUGCUUGUUCACAAUGAGAGGCCCAUAAAUGAGUCCCUUGUGAUUGUUGAGUACAUCGAUGAAGCUUGGAAGGGCAAAUCCAUUUUGCCCGCCGAUCCUUACCAGAGAGCCUUGGCACGUUUCUGGGCCAAGUUCAUAGAUGACAAGGUGUUCGGUGCUGCAUGGAAAUCUGUUUUCACCGUUAACGAGGAAGAACGUGAGAAGAACGUUAAAGAAACACACGAGGGUCUUCAGUUUCUUGAAGAUGAGCUUAAAGGCAAGUUUUUUGGAGGAGAGGAAUAUGGCCUUGUGGACAUUGCCGCUGUAAACAUUGCGUUUUGGGUGCCUCUGGUUCAAGAAGUUGCAGGUCUUCAACUGUUCACUAAUGACAAGUUUCCCAAACUCUACAAAUGGAGUCAAGAAUUUCUGAGUCAACCAACUAUCAAAGAGUGUUUGCCUCCUAGAGACCCAAUUUUUUCCUUCUUCAAAGCUCGCUACGAAAGCCUUCUUGCUUCAGCAAAAUAGAUUUCAUACUAGAGAGGGGGUUGAAUGAAUGUUGGAGUUUCUUGUGUGGUCGUGUUCACGUGGAGUUUCUUGUAAACCUCGGAUUCCUCCCUGUUAGAGAAAUCCUAGGAUCUUCUCGGUUAAUAAAAGAGUUUGUUAAUCAUAAUUUUCUUUCCUCA
Molecule: messenger RNA, 900 nt
Organism: Arachis ipaensis
Lineage: Eukaryota; Viridiplantae; Streptophyta; Magnoliopsida; Fabales; Fabaceae
Product: putative glutathione S-transferase
Biological process (GO): glutathione metabolic process
Cellular component (GO): cytoplasm
Molecular function (GO): glutathione transferase activity
Source: RefSeq, a predicted model, not a curated record